Messenger RNA from Aspergillus campestris IBT 28561, 1390 nucleotides. RefSeq names its product BTB/POZ domain-containing protein. The record is from RefSeq and is a predicted model, not a curated record. Lineage: Eukaryota; Fungi; Ascomycota; Eurotiomycetes; Eurotiales; Aspergillaceae. The transcript has a single exon. The coding region runs from base 156 to 1238 and encodes 360 amino acids. Gene Ontology annotation, molecular function: protein binding.
AUCCAGCUAUCAACCGCCCAAAGUCCAUGCUGUGCUGGCACCUUACCCCGCGUUCUAUAAGAACACUCCUGUUCUCUUUGAGCCCUCUCCUUCAAACACUAAACCCGCCUUGUUUCACUUGAAUCCUCCCUCUUGACCAGAUAUUGUGCCUAUCAAUGGAUCCUUGUACCAGCAGUUCCUUUUUCGCCGAGCCUCCCAUCCGCAUCCGAGUUGGCAGCGACAAAAAGACCUACUAUGCUCAUCGGCAGGCCUUAUCAGCAUACACCUCAUCAGCUUUGCAUGCCAGAGUCACCGGGCCCUGGCAAGAAUGUGGAGAAGAGGAAAUCGACUGGACUGACUUUGACGAGCAGACGAUCAGCUGCGUCCUCCAAUUUCUAUAUACCCAAGAGUACAAUGUCAGAAAACCUGUCCAGCUUUUAGAGAAAAGCCCCCAAAGCGAUGCUGGGAAGGGACAGGGACAUCCUGGAAGCCAAGCAGAUGGAGGACCAUCAGAUAUCCUUGCCACAGUUCGAGCAGAGCAUACCGUUGCAAAGCGUGAAACACAGGAGCAGCAAGCACCAGAAGCCGAUGAGCUUGAAUACAACGAGCUUGGAAACCUAAUUAAUCGUCCCCUAACCCCGCUAAGACACUACUUCGAAACGUCCCUGCCAGUCAAGCACAACCCUACAACAGGUGGAAAUUCCUCCCAAACGACGUAUGAGGGCGAACCAAGCGAGCUCUUGCUUCACGCGAAAGUCUAUUCAUUCGCCCAUCGGUAUCUCGUGGACAACUUAGUACAAUAUGUUUUGCAACGGCUGAAGAAAACUCUUAUUACUAUCCAAAAGAAGCAGCUGGGAUUUUGUCCGCAGCUUGCGGAAUCCAUUUCCCUCAUCUACGGCGCAACAUCCGCCUAUAGUGCUCAAGGAGACCCUGCGAGAAACUUACUGUCCCAGUUCGUUGCGCUGAACUAUACCGCUAUGUACGGGAGCCGCCUUGAGGAACUUUUGGCUGAAGGGGGCCAGUUUACAAUUGACUUGUCCUGGAAGCUUGCGAGAAGACUGAUGAGCAACCCGUUAGAGGAAAAGUUAGAUGAACUUUCAACUGCAUAUGAGUCCCUCCAAGCGGAGUCUGCAGAUAAGGAUAGGGAGAUAGAGUGUCUCACACGGCAACUGAAAGAAUGGGACGACUGGAACGCAAGCCGUCCUCUGAGCAGACGAAGAUGGAUGCCACCGCGGAAUAACGGUAGUUCCAACUCUUGAAACCCGACUUCUAUCAAUCUUUUUGGUUCCAAGUGAACAAUGUCAGCGCCGCAGAUAAUCAUUUAUUCAUGGCUUGUUCUUCUCUGAGUGUGGCAAAUAUUGUUGCUGAUCAUGAGACAUGACUCUUUACCCGAAGGAAGGAUCGCGUGGGA